GAGUUGAAGGAGAAGAGGAAUUCAAUGCAUUACAUGUUUCAGAGUCUCAUGGACUUCGACCUCCAGAUCGGCCACAAGAUUGUCCACAAAUACAAGCGUUUGUGUGAACACAACGGCCACAACACUGUCGCCGACGACAGACGCCUCAGCUCUGAGUCGGUGGACAAGUGGACGGCCGUCCGCUUUGGUCUGUGUUUCGGCACUUUCCUGAAGGAGAGCGGAUGGUAUGAGUUGAGCAAAGAUGUCUUCACACAAGCCAUACAACUGUAUGACACGAACGAACUCCGGACUAAUGAGAACGCUCUGAGAGUGGUGUUUGAGUGCAAUUGGAAACUCCUAUCGGUUCUCAACUCGUUCUGCUAUUUCGACGCAGCCAUGGAUCAGAUGAGACGAAUACAGGACAUGAUCGCCGAGUACGACAUGCGCUCCCAUCCAGACAAAUGCAACUUAUCUCAGGUGUACGCGGAGUUCGCGCAGUUAUUCUUCUUCCAGAGCUAUUACACCGAGUCCUACAAGUGGGCCAUUGAGUCGAUCCAACACUUGUCGCCCAUCACUCCCAUACUGACGGUCAUCGAUGUCUACAGACAGGCGGCCAAGACUGCGGUCGUGAAGCGCGAGUUCAAGAGAGCCGAGACUCUCAUCAAUCAGGCGAUGAUUUUAUGUAAAGACACGUUUGAUGUGACAGAAGACCAGAAUAAGUACUCGAUUGGUGUGAUUCACCUGAAACUGGCCGACGUUUUCCUCGACUACGGCUUCUACCUGUUGAAUGUGGAUCUCAUCAGCCAUUCGGUGAAGUUGUAUGAAAUGGCGCUCGAAAUACGCGAAUACAUCUUCGGAAUGAACGACAACAGUGUUACCAAUCUUUUAAUAGCCAUCACUCACGAGGAAUUGGGUUACGCCUCCUAUGUUCACGAAUACAGUUCCGGGAACUUUCUGAACGCCAGCUUUCACGCCAACAAAGCCAUGAGUAUUGUCUCGCAAUUAGUUCCCGACAAUCACCUGCUGUUGGCUUCUGCCAAACGGGUGAAGGCAUUGAUAUUAGAGGAGAUCGCUAUCGAUCAUCACGACAAGGAAGAGGAGCAGCGAAUGCUCAUACAGUCCCGCGAACUGCAUCUGUCGGCCCUCGAUAUGGCCCGCAAGGCGUUCGGCGAGACCAACGUCCAGACGGCCAAACAUUACGGAAAUCUCGGCCGACUCUACCAGUCGAUGAAGCGCUACAACGACGCCGAGACCAUGCAUUUGAAGGCCAUUCGCAUCAAAGAGAAACUCUUGGGAACCGACGACUACGAGGUGGCCCUCUCUUUGGGCCAUUUGGCGUCCCUUUACAACUACGACAUGCAUUGCUACGACAAGGCCGAGAAGCUGUACCUCCGCUCCAUUAGCAUCGGAAUCAAACUGUUUGGCGUCGGCUAUAGUGGUCUCGAGUACGACUAUAGAGGACUGUGUCGAGUGUACUCUCAUCUGCGGAAUGAGGAGCGCCUCCACCUCUAUAUGAAUAAACUGCAUAAUUGGAAACACUUGCGCGACUCCAUCACCAAAUCGGUGCGCGAGUCGCCGCCCAUCAAAGACCUGCACACUAUGCAGAGACUAUCACCGCAACAGAUCAUAGCACUCAUCGAACUGCAGUCCAAUUGA
Messenger RNA from Oppiella nova, 1635 nucleotides. The record is from the annotation of a GenBank genome assembly. Lineage: Eukaryota; Metazoa; Arthropoda; Arachnida; Sarcoptiformes; Oppiidae.